AUUUUAGUGAGCCAUUCACACACUGACACUAUAAAUCUGAUUUUUUUUCUCACUCAGAAAGUCGAUUGCUGCCUCCCCUCACACGCACUUUUCAUCGGUUUGGAGGCUCAAAGAGUGGUUCGGCUUCAAUAAGUGGGGGAAUUUAAGUCAAUCAUGGCUGAGCUGUGAGUAUAACUGCCUUUGAUUUAUUUUAAUUUGUUCAUUGACGGCUUUGAAUAUAAUGUAUAAGUAUGUAUUAAUAUUUAUAAUGCAAAUAUGUUGAUGUGUAUUUUUUCUCUGUUGUUAAUGCACCAACAGACCUGUAAGUACAAAGUAUAUUCAAUAAACCCUUUUUCAAUCUUCUACUUAUCUAAUAAUUUAAAUAUAUAUAUAUGCAAAAGUAUUGUGCUAAACAAUAUAAAGUAUAUAUAAGUGGAAGGUAUUUAAUGUUUUUAUUGUAAAUUAUAGAGAAAAUCAAAGAUCUCCUCGUCUCGAAGGCUGGGGUUGAAGAUUAGACUGUUGGCAACCGCUGCUCAGAUGCUGCUGGACGAGACAGAGCAGAAGAAGAAGGACAAAGAAGCUGCUCUGGCAGAAAGAGUUCCUCCUCUGAAUCUGUCUGGUCUGUCUUUGCAAGAACUUCAGGAUCUUUGCAGAGACUUGCACCACAAAAUUGAUGUUGUAGAUGAGGAGUGGUAUGAUAUUGGUCUCAAGGUGUCCAAAAACGACAAGGAGAUUGAGAACAUGAACCUGAAGAUCAUUGAGAUUCAGAGUAAGUUCAAGAAGCCAGCUCUGAGGAGAGUGAAGAUCUCAGCUGAGGCUAUGCUGAGCGUUCUGCUGGGCUCCAAACACAAGGAGUCCAUCGACUUCAAGGCCAACCUCAAGACGGUCAAGAAGGAAGAGGAAAAGAAGGAGGAGGUGACUGACUGGCGUAAGAACGUUGAGGCCAUGUCUGGUAUGGAGGGCAGGAAGAAGCUGUUUGACGCCUCCGGCAACUAAAGAAACACCUACUAUUGUUAAGGAGAUCUUAAUAAACUCUUAACCUUACUUACUAUCUUAACUACCAUAUCAAUUUAUAAAUUACAGAUUGGACAAACACACUUAAAACUAGGACAGUGUUGCUUGUUAUAGUUUUAUUGAAAUCAUGAAAAAGUUUAUUUACAGAGGGACUGUAGGCAUCAGGUGGUCUUUAAUGGUUUGUUAAAUAGAAAAUUUGAGGUACACUGAUUUUGUGAUGAACUGCCAAGUUCGGACUGCAGACAAAUCAAAUUUGUUCCUCAAACCCGAUCUUUAAGACAGACUGUCCACACUGUUAUUUGCAAGUGAUCAGAUCGGACUCUUGAGUCCAGAAGGGACAAACCUACCUGCAGGGGUUGCUGUGGUAACAACAUGAAAUCAGUAACUAUGCAGCUACGCUGAUGAUGUGGCUUUCCAGUGCAGAAGCAUGAGAAAUGUGACCUAACAGGAACAAUGACUGUUUUCAACAUGGAAAAAAAGAUAAAUAAUCACCAAAGACGUUCAGUGUAGGAUUUAUCAAUAUGGAUUUAUUUUACUGAGUCUCUUACGAGACACUGCAGUUCAUAGUUGGAUUACAAAGCUUCUGGAAGGGAUAGGAUCGCACUAGAGCCUUCGCUGGAACUGUAUGAAAGUAAAAAUUAGCUUCUGGGCAAAAUUAAGUCCCUCCAAAACGCAAGGUGCACUGCACAGCCUUAUUUUUAAAAAAGUGAAUGCCACUAGUGAAAAAAAAAAAAAAAACAGGCUUGCUGAGCCUUUUUAUUGUUGCCAAGCAACCAUGGACUCCCCUCCUUAUUCUAACCUUCCUAUUUUAAUUUAUUUUAGUUAUUUGACAGUUAUUAGUAGCUAGUUUCUAAAAUGUUGAGGCAGAGGGUGCUUGCUGUAGCUCUGGUUGAGGAUGAGAGACUGUCAGCACAGGGACGCAACUUUUGGGCACAGGGAUAUGGAGGGUACAUGAGACCCUAAAAAAGAGGGUGGAGUACCACCAAUUGGUCCAGGAGCUUUGCCUCCAUGACGGCCGUUUCCAGGCAUAUUUUAGGAUGACUUCGGGGCAGUUUGAUAACCUGCUGUCUAUCGUUGGGCCGUAUAGCUCUGUGCAUCCAGCAACCCCUACCACCAGUUUCUCCUCUAUUGUUUAUCAACUGUAAACUUGUUGUCGUGACUACCACAGAAGGCCCAUCUCUCAACUCAUCUGAUUGGACAAUGGGAAAAAAGAUGACAAAAAAGAGAUUACAUGGGGCGUAUUUCCGCUCUGAGGUAAAGUUUUUUUCAACUCAAGGAGUUCAGCACACUCUGGCAAAAAUGCCAGGCGCAUAAAGCGCUGAAACAUGAAGCACGUCACAAUGCAAAAAACACGAGCAAAAAGCUUCAUUCUCAUUAAAAACAACUACAAAAAGGCGCCUCCAGCUGCUAAAACACCUACUGUGUUAUCAGGGCCUAAUGCAGCCCUCUAGAGAUAUUUAAUGUUAGUAAUGUUAUGUGAUGUUUGACAUCAUCAACCAACCUUCUAAAGUGUCCAGUAUGUCAGAUUUUCUUUCAUCAGUCCUGUUCAGUGGUUGGUGGCAAGACAGACUCGCAAAAGCAGCUCAGCUAGAAAAGCUCUGUGAUACACUGAUGUUGCAAAAAAGACACAUUGAAACCAGAUCAAUCUGGAUACAGUAUGGAUAUGCCAAAUAACAGAUUUGGGUUGACAGUCAGAACAGGGCCUGUGAUACAGUGACUGUUUGCAGUAGUUCUCGUCUGCAGCCUUGUGAUGGCAGCAUAACUCUUUCAAACUAUCACUCAGACACUUCUGGACCUACUGUAUUAUACUGUCCCUCGUAAAUUAACAACUGCUAGUGUGUUAUCUGCUGUGAUAAACUGCCAUCUGGCUUAUCAGACACUCAAAGUGUACAGCCCAUUAAAGCUAUGAUGCUAUUAAUUAAAUAGUAUGAUUGCACACUUUGUUAGGAUUAUUGCACUGGGAGUAUGUUAUCUUCACAUUUGGUUUACUUGAGACAAACAUGAAACCACCAAUGUUCUCUCAAUAAAAA
Epinephelus moara (kelp grouper) is the source of this 3023-nucleotide messenger RNA. Its product is annotated as troponin I, slow skeletal muscle-like. Gene Ontology annotation, cellular component: troponin complex. The record is from RefSeq and is a predicted model, not a curated record. The transcript is spliced from 6 exons. The coding region runs from base 517 to 975 and encodes 152 amino acids. Gene Ontology annotation, biological process: muscle contraction. NCBI's taxonomy places the organism in Eukaryota, Metazoa, Chordata, Actinopteri, Perciformes, Serranidae.